Messenger RNA from Schizosaccharomyces cryophilus OY26, 2278 nucleotides. Its product is annotated as YTH family protein Mmi1. Gene Ontology annotation, molecular function: RNA binding. Bases 436 to 1875 code for a protein of 479 amino acids. The transcript has 5 exons. NCBI's taxonomy places the organism in Eukaryota, Fungi, Ascomycota, Schizosaccharomycetes, Schizosaccharomycetales, Schizosaccharomycetaceae. The record is from RefSeq and is a predicted model, not a curated record.
ACCUACUCUCUUCCUACCGCAGCAAAGUCGUGGAAGUGCAAGUGCUUCUUUCUUACUAAUAACUAAUUAAACAAUUAAUCAGCUAUUCAACUUUAAUUUUCCAUUUGGCAACUUGGCUAGAAGUGGCUGCUUCCUCUUGUUUAUAUAUAUAUUAUUUUUUGGAGACGUUUUUGUUUCAUAAUUUGGUUUUGGCGUAAAAAAAAAAGUUACAGGAUUCUUGUAAUAAAAAGGAAAACUAAAUUGAGGUACUUUUUGAUCAUUUAAAACUUGUGUCCAGUUUUAUUUUUGGUAUUCGCUUGCAAGAUUAACCGUCGACGAAAUUCAAUUUUGAACUGUGUUUUCUAAUUCAAGAGAUUGCGAAGAUAUUGGAAUAAUUAAUCAAAACUUCCAUUUAAUUUGAAAGCUUGAAAAUUACAUUGUACGAAUUCUUGGAGAAUGUCAAACACAAACUUUAAUUCUCAGUCUUCUAAACAAUUACCUGAACUCCCAAACUUGGAGGUUUUGCGAAGCUUAUGGCCUUCUCAACCGUCAAACGAAUCUAAUGACUCUAGAAGUGUCUGGUCAAGCAGACCAGCGGAACCCGUCCAUGUACUUUCAAAUCCUACUGCGAAUAGUUUUACUUCUCCUUUAAAAAGACCGGCUCCCGAUUCUCGUGAGGCCCCCAUUGGAAGAAGAAUUAUGAUUGAUGAUCCACGCUUAGCGAAGCCAGUGAAAUAUGAUUUUACUCGCCAUUGUACUGAUUAUGGCCAUUCUUAUGAGUGGCCUUACUUUCGCUCUGUUCGUCGUGAAUCGUUAAUGUAUGGACCGCCUUCUGCUGUUCCUCCUGAGUCUCCUGUUUUCCCACCAUAUCCUCCCGAGUCAGCUACGCUGCAAUCCAAAUACUAUCCAGCCCAAUCUGAUGCACCUGCCGCGUAUUAUGAUCGCGCUCGUUUUGAAUUGCAACCUCCUUCAAAGCGAAGAACAUUGAGUCCUCCACCAAGGAGAAUCGUUGACCCAUAUGGUCCUCGUUUUACUGAGGAUGAUCCCUACUCAAAAUCACCAUAUGCAAUGGCUGGCGAUCGUCCUCCAUUAUCAGCUCCCAUGUAUCCUGUUGGCUAUCCUCCGUAUGGUGCGAAAGCUUCCUCUCAGCUUGGUGCUGAUGAUUUGCGUGGUACCACUAGUAGAUAUCCCUUGAUGGCUAGUGAUGUUCGUGCUUCUCAUUCUCCUAGCCUUAUUGACCCUUAUGCCCAUCGUUCUGUUGCAGAUGUUCCUUAUGCGGAUCACCCUCAUUACUCAGUGAACGCUGAGCCUUAUUCAGCACCUCCUCCCAGAAAGGAAAAACCUAAGCCGCGUGCUCCCACUCCCCCUCCGCUAAAUUUUGCGAGAGCAAGUGAAUAUAGAAAUGACAAAGGCGAACGGAUAUCUAUGAUUAACCCUCGUGUGAUUCUUGACGAAAGUGGAAUUUCACAUCGCUCUCGUUAUUUUAUUAUGCUUUGUGACAACGAAACAGCGAUUGCCCAUGCAAAGAAAACCUCUAUUUGGGCUGUAAAGCACGAAGCAGCUUCUCGUGUAUCUGAUGCAUAUAAGAAGGCUAGUAUCUAUUUUAUUUUUAUUGCAAAGCCGACAAAUAAUGCUCUUGGUUAUGCUCAAGUCGUGAGUGAUUUGAACAGUGCAGAACUCCCUUUUUGGGCAGAUAAUGCUACAUACGCCGGAGGCGUUCGUGUGAAAUGGAUUAAAACUUGCAAUCUUUUCUCUGCUGAAAUCUCUGAUAUCGUUGGACGAAUGAAUCACGGAAUGACUGCUAAAGAUGGAAUGGAAAUGAUGUACGACGAGGGAUGCCGCCUUUGUAUUUUGGUUAACUCGGCCAUCAUGAAGCGAAUUGGACGUGAUCGGUAAUGGGUUUGUAAACAUAAAAAAUAUCUGUUAAACUGCUGAUGCAAUUUUACGCGUCAAAGUUUCAACUUUUAUAUAAAAAUUUUAGUGCAAGUAAAAAAAAUGAAACUCGCUUCAAAAACGUUGAUUGAUUAGAUACUUAUUCGUGAAAUAUGAAUUUGCACUCGAGGGAAAUUUAUAUCUUACAAAUUCAUAAAUCGGAUUUACUUCGCUUUUAGGUAUUGAAUCAGUCAAAUUUAAUAAUGCCUAGUUUAACUUCGUACUUAAUGAAAAGUUUUGGUUACUGAAUCAGUAAACAUUCUCAAAGCUGAUUUCUCAGCAUUUUCGAAGUUUUAAAUUCUUGGUUAAAAAAAUAGAGAAUAUGAUGAAAAUUGCAACAUUAUUUUUUUUUCUUUUUCAUUUUCUU